AUGACUGAAACGGGAGAUGCUAAGCCAUCAGGAGUGCCGAUAGCAGAGCUAGACAUCGAACAGAUUAGUGCUUUGCAAAGACAAGUGGAGCAAGAGUUGAGCUUCUUCCAAGAAUCGGCUAACCAACUAAAGGCUCUAAUUCGGAAAAAUGAGCAGAGCAUAGGAUCGAUGGAGGUGUUGAAAACAGCCACACCUGGUCACACUGCCCUAAUCCCCCUUUCUGAGUCGAUGUAUAUCCGAGCGGAAUUAAAUGAUCCUAGUAGGAUGUUAGUGGAGAUGGGUACUGGAUAUUUUGCCGAAAUUAGUCGGGAAAAGGCCGGCGAAUUCUUUGAACGGAAGAGAAAAUACAUAACACAGCAGGUGGAAACCAUAGAGAAGAUUAUUGUCGAUAAGAAACGUACUCGAAACAUCAUAUCAGACACACUGCAGUCGAAAAUCCAAGCGCAACUUGCUCAGAUGCCGUUGCCUAAGUGA
Messenger RNA from Necator americanus (New World hookworm), 474 nucleotides. RefSeq lists its product as uncharacterized. The record is from RefSeq and is a predicted model, not a curated record. Bases 1 to 474 code for a protein of 157 amino acids. Gene Ontology annotation, cellular component: prefoldin complex; cytoplasm. NCBI's taxonomy places the organism in Eukaryota, Metazoa, Nematoda, Chromadorea, Rhabditida, Ancylostomatidae. The transcript is spliced from 4 exons. Gene Ontology annotation, biological process: RNA polymerase II core complex assembly; protein folding; RNA polymerase III assembly.